Molecule: messenger RNA, 993 nt
Organism: Trichomycterus rosablanca
Lineage: Eukaryota; Metazoa; Chordata; Actinopteri; Siluriformes; Trichomycteridae
Gene: rx2
Product: retinal homeobox gene 2
Exons: 3
Coding region: 1-993 (330 amino acids)
Biological process (GO): positive regulation of transcription by RNA polymerase II
Molecular function (GO): DNA-binding transcription factor activity, RNA polymerase II-specific; RNA polymerase II cis-regulatory region sequence-specific DNA binding
Source: RefSeq, a predicted model, not a curated record
AUGCAUUUGUCUCUGGAUACCAUAAACAUGGCGGAUGAUGGCUGCCUCUCAUCAGACAGCUACCACGACCUGGGUAAAGGAGGUGGCUUGGCCAUCGGGGGCCAUGUCCACAGUAUUGACGUCAUUCUGGGUUUCAGUAAGGACCAGGACCCUCUGCUCAGCCCUGUGGGAAAUGUCGGGAGCCAUAAAGUGGAUGGAGAUGUUUUUGGGGAGCAGGGUAAGCAGGUGACCUCUGACCCUUAUGUUCACCUGUCCAGCCUGACUGACAGCUCCCAGCAGCCUGCCUAUCACAACACAGGACUCUUUCCAAGCGAUAAAUGUGAGGGGGACCUUGAAGAUAUCCACCAGCCAGAAGUGGAGAGUGACAGCAGGUCUUCUGAGCCCCAAGAUGAGGACCAACCCAAGAAGAAACACAGACGUAACCGAACUACCUUCACCACAUACCAGUUGCAUGAGCUGGAACGAGCCUUUGAGAAGUCCCACUAUCCCGAUGUGUACAGUCGAGAGGAACUGGCCAUGAAAGUCAAUCUGCCUGAAGUACGAGUGCAGGUGUGGUUUCAGAAUCGGCGUGCAAAAUGGAGACGCCAAGAGAAGAUGGACACCAGCAGCAUGAAGCUUCAUGACUCGCCCAUGCUGUCCUUCAACCGACCUCCCAUGCCAACCAACGUGGGGCCGAUGAGCAACUCCUUACCUUUAGACCCCUGGCUAUCAUCCCCACUCUCCAGUGCCACUUCCAUGCACAGCAUUCCAGGAUUCAUGGGUCCAGGGCAAAGUCUGCAGGCCACCUACACAAGCCACCCGGGCUUUUUCAACACUUCUCCAGGCGUGGUGCAGGGAAUGCAGCCCAUGCCUCCUCCACCAUAUCAGUGUCCACCUGUCUUUAAUGACAAGUAUCCUUUGGAUGAGAUGGACCGCACAACAAGCAUCGCAGCUCUGAGAAUGAAGGCCAAGGAGCACAUUCAGUUCAUGGACAAAACCUGGCAACCCAUGUGA